Schistocerca serialis cubense is the source of this 1675-nucleotide messenger RNA. RefSeq names its product DNA polymerase delta subunit 2 (gene PolD2). Gene Ontology annotation, molecular function: DNA binding. Gene Ontology annotation, cellular component: delta DNA polymerase complex. NCBI's taxonomy places the organism in Eukaryota, Metazoa, Arthropoda, Insecta, Orthoptera, Acrididae. The record is from RefSeq and is a predicted model, not a curated record. Gene Ontology annotation, biological process: DNA strand elongation involved in DNA replication; DNA replication.
GCUUACAGUAGAGUGUAAUAUCUUCUCAUAUACGUCUAAACUCCGUAAGUUUGAGUUUGGCGCCGAGAGAUGAUUGUUGAUUUGUUGUUACUGUGAGUGGGGUAUUGUAAUUGUUAGGAUGAUCAUUGAGCCAUCAAAGAAUUUAGAUGAUGUGGGGAAACUGUUGUGUGCACCCCAUGAGGGUAAUGACCAUAUUGAAGAUGUUUAUUCUCGGAAGGAAUGCGAUUACAAAAAUUUAUCUGACAGGUUUGCCUAUAAGGCGAAAGACUUCUCGAAGCAGUUUGCUCAUAUUUAUGCCGUCAGACUUGUGCAGAUGCGAUGCAUCAUAGAAAAGCCAGUGCGACAAAAGUGGGGAGACAGUGUACCAAUACGUAAACUGUUCCAGUUGAAACCAGAUGAAGAGGAGUCGUGUGUUGUUAUAGGAACACUUUUCAAACAUCAAGAAUUAAAACCAAGUAUUCUAAGGGAAAUAAGUGAUGAGCUACAACUUGUACCACAGCCAUCACGAACAAAUUAUGUGAGUGAAGAUGAUGAGCUAAUAUUGGAAGAUGAACUGCAGAGGAUCAGAUUAAUUGGCAGUAUCAGCCCCCAUUAUGUUGUUACUGGAGUGGUGUGUGCUGUUUUAGGACACGAAAGUGAGGAUGGAAAAUUUUUAGUGGAAGACUAUUGUUGGCCAGGGCUAGCCUCAUCAGUGGAAAGGCCUUUGUCCAGCACCCCAGCUGAAAAAAGGUUUCUGGUAAUUGUGAGUGGGUUAGGCCUGUCAACUGCAUCAGAUGAAUGUCUUCUGGCUCUUCCUUUUGUGGACUGGCUUGGUGGUCUUCUGGGAGACACUGGAGAACAACAGCGAGUGGCAUCUGCAGUGAGAGUUAUUAUUGCUGGCAAUAGCAUCAGAGAUCGCAAUCCACCACCAGUCCACCAUCUUACAAGCACGAGCAGGAGUGUUGUUGAUGCAGUUGCUGCAACUCGACUUUUUGAUAACUUUCUUGUUCAACUCACAAGCAGUAUUGAAGUGGACCUGAUGCCUGGAGAAUUUGACCCUGCCAAUGUUAUGAUACCACAACAACCAAUGCACUAUUGUAUGCUUCCGCAGGCUUCAUCGUACCAGAGUUUGCAUGGUGUUCCAAAUCCAUAUGAAUGUGAACUUGGAGGCCGACGUAUAUUAGGUACAUCAGGGCAGCCAGUACAUGAUAUAACACGGUACAGUCGUCUUGAAGAUCCACUGACCAUUCUGGAGCAAACUCUGGAAUGGGCUCACCUUGCUCCAACAUGUCCAGACACACUUUCAACUUAUCCGUACUAUGAAGAGGAUCCAUUCAUAAUAUCUGAUUAUCCUGAUAUAUAUUUUGCUGGUAAUCAGCCAUGUUUUCAGACAAAAAUUUAUGAAGGUACAGACAACCAGAAGAUCAGACUUAUUUGCGUACCUCAGUUCUCAAAGAAAUUUACAUGUGCUGUCAUUGAUCUUGCAUCACUUGACUGUUUUCCUGUAACGUUUGGUGGAACAGAUUUUUCAUCUGAAAGUGAAGUAGAUAAAUGAUAAGACUGUAUCGGAAAUAGAUAUGUGAAUGACAUUUGUAUCUAAACAUGUACAUAUGUUCUGCUGAUGUGAAUGUAAUGACUUAUAUUUUAUUAAGGUUUAGAAUAGAAAAUACUGUAAUAAAAUAUUUUCAUCAUUUCU